AUAACAAUAGCUUACGAAAAACAAAAACAAAAAAAAAAAACAAAAAGCAAAAAAAGAAAACACUUGACCCAAGUCGACCCAUCUAUUACGUGAUUACAACAACAAAAAGGCAAUAGAAGGGGAAUUUUUUUAAAAUUUUUCGGUCUCUCGACUAUUAUGGACAUAACACCAACACUUAAAGAAAGUGUUGGAAAAUUCAUUGACUGCAUUAGCAUAAAUCAGAAAAACUCAAGUUUGCAACAAUUUCAAUUACAACGAUCUCGCGAUGAUAUUAGUGAUCAACAGAAUCGUUUAAUAGUCUCCUCACAUAGUGCGGACGAAGAACCGCAGUCAAACGUAAUGGGUGGCGGUUUUGCUACGUCCCCGUAUGCAAGUGGAUCACGUUUAACUUCAUAUAACGAUUUGAACAACGAAAAUUUGCAAAUGCAUGAAAAACUCCUAGAUAACGAGGAAGGGUGUGAAAAGGCUAAAAGUUCACGUGAGAAGUGCGAAAAGUCAAAGACAAAAUUUGCAGAGAAAUUGCGGAGAAGUUUUCGGCGUACCGAGCACAAAUCAUUCGAAGUAAAAAGGCAAUAUCGUUCUGAUCCCAUUGACGGCAAAACGGAGGGAAAAAACCAAGAGGCGAAAAGCCUAAAAUCAACGCAACAGCAACACCAACAGCAACAGCAACAGCAGCCAAAGAAUUCACCUUCUAUAUUCUCUCUUACAAAUUUGCCAGGCUUGGGAGGUCAUAUCAAUCCUGCAUUGUUGCUAGAUAGCCCGGACGAAAGUACGCCACCGGAAUUCGGCUAUCGGCAUCUUAGCAGUGUGGCGACAACAAAUUCAAGUACCUCAUUGGAAAGUAAUUUCUGUGAAUCACCCACUACCGCAACCAGCAUUAGCUACUGGUCUUGGCAUCUUAAUAACAGCAACAAUAAUAAUAUGGGUGCCGAAGUAAGCACUACGAGCACGCAACAAACUAGAGAUAAACCAGCGACGAGCACGGAAUCAAAAAGACACUUAGAACAGCAAAGUAGUAGUAAAAGUGAUACGCAUAGUGAAUCCGCACCGCCAUUAAAUGAGGCCAGCCGCAGCUGCAGUUCAACCAGUGAGAGUAGUACAGCAGCCAAGUUAACGCGUUUGCAAAAUUUUCUUUUUAAAUCGAGCAAUGAAAGUUCGAGAAGUAUUCAAGGUCAUUCGAACGAGGGCUUCACCGCCUCAUCGCGUAAUUCAUCUUCCGGUGAAUGGGAAAAUCUUUGUGCACUCCCUAGUACAACCGUUUGCAAUGAGUUAUCGAAUGAUAAACUUCAUGUAUCUAUGAGUCAGAAAACUGAUGAUUCACCGGCAGGCAGUUAUUAUCAAUAUACUUUGGCUUCGCCAAGUAAUCCAUUUUUACCGGAAAUUACUGCACGCACGUACCAUAGCACGUAUGAUGAAACCGAAGAACUAAAAGAACUUGACGAGGAGGAAUUGGAUGCGAAUGUAACGUCAGUUAAAUAUCACAUAGGCAGUUAUUCCGCCCAGAUGCCUACGCCAAAUUAUAGCCGAGCUGGCUCUCAAGAAUCGACACAUAGUGAUUGUGCUCCAUGCACAAUUUUUGAAAAACAACUAAACUCUUGCUCUUCCACACCUGGCACUCACAAAAGAAAACUCUUCAGUUUAAGUACACCGACAAAACUGAAUUCUUCUCAUCAGAUGGUACAAAAACAGCAACAGCAACAGCAACAACAACAAAAAUCAUUAGCAGUGUCCACAAAACCAAGCACAAGCACAAAUGACACAUUCGCCUCGAUUCCGAGUAAAUCGUCCACUAUUCAAACAUCUUUAAGCCUAGUGCGUAGUUUAAACCCUUUUAUACCGACAACUACAGUGACCUCAUCCUCACCACCACCGCCAUCCCGCACUACCUCCUCAAGCAGUUUAAAUAGACGCAUUAAACCCCUAAAACAGAUGGCGAUUACUUCACCUACCGCAACGGUAGCACCCAAACUGCCAAAGGACUUGAACGCUAAACGUGAGGAAUUUCUGCGCGCCACCAUGCAAAUAUGCUUGGUAGUGUCACCGCCGUCAACACGUUUACAGUUAAAAUCAAAAAGUCUUACACAUUUAGAUGGCCUUGGAACGGAAACAGUUUGCAAUCAUGCCAAGAAUAACGCCAAUAGUGAUGCUUCUUCUCUUACAACAAUAUCGUCAGCUAAACCAACGUCAAAUACACUCAAAUCGUUGCCCAUCGCUGAUAAUUCUAAUAAUAUUGCUAAACUCUGCAAUGCCAGUGGUGAUGAAUGUGGUGGUAAUGUUGGUGGCAGUGCUGUUGCAUUACCAAUUUCUUCUUCGGCUGCUAGCUUAUAUCCGCCUGGUAGCUCUGUCACGCCCAUCAAUUAUAAACAGAAAUCUUUCAUGCAACGCAAAAAGCCUAUGCUCACACGCAGUGAGGUAUCUAGCUCAGAAUACUUUUCGGUCAGUUUUUGUAUGGAGUCCGGCUUCCAAGAAGAAGAGUUCUUUCCCGCCACCAAAGGUGUAACGUUAGCUAAUGCUUUAAAUCAAGCCAUAAAAAGGCGUAACCUAAGUUUCUCCCAAUUAAAUAUAACCGAUAUUAAUGAUGAUAAUUCUACCCAACAUUUAUUGGAUGCAAAAUAUAAACCAUUGCAAAGAUCUCUGGACGAAAACACUGAAGUAGAGCAACUAGCUGGUCAUCAUUUAAUGAUUACUGAUAAGGAAGGCAGUCGGAAAACGUUACAGAAAGCUGCCUCAUUUGGUUCUCGUUCACGACCGCCUCGCCUUUUAUCAUCUGCAUCAACCGAUGAAUCAAGUGAUGUAAACUUAUCGGGUAAACAAUUAAAACAACGUUGGUCUGGUUUAUUUGGAGUUAAAAAUCCCCAACAGAGUCAGCUGUGUGAACUAUUGAAUAACUAUUCGAAAACUGGCGUUCCUCAGAAAACGAUUCCCACCUAUGAUUUCGAGCAUCCCGAUCUCGAAGCCGCGGUAACUUAUUUAGACAAUAUUCACAAAUCGUGGAGAGACAUUGUACAAAGCGAUAGGAUGUCAGACAGCGAAAUGAGAAUACAGACAGCUAUUUGGGAACUAGUAACCACCGAAGUCGAUUACAUUCAUUGUCUGCAGACGGUAACCGAUUUAUUUCUUGCUUGUUUGGAAGCGGUACAAGACGAAGGCCUGCUGCAAGAUGUCGACCAAUAUCGCCUUUUCGCCAAUAUUCGCGAGAUUUGCGAGGCUAAUCUAAAAUUUUGGACUUUCUAUUUAUAUCCCAUGGUCUCGCAUAGCAUCGCUAUGAAUGAACCCCUACGGGUUGGUUUCUUUCAAUCGGGCUUCAUACAAUUCGCCAACAUUUUUUCGCCCUAUAAAAAAUAUUGCGCCGAACAGAGUAGCUGCCAAUUUUACUGCAAAGAAUUGAAUCGCAAUAAUUCUGUGUUCACAUCAUAUUUGGCGUGGUGCGAGGCGCAGAAAAUGUGUAAUCGAUUACGUUUAGCUGAUAUUCUAGUAAGACCUAUGCAACGCUUAACCAAAUACAGUCUGCUAUUAGCCGCAAUUAAAAAGCACAUGUCAGACGUUGAGGAAAUCGAAGCCAUUGAUGCUAUGGUUCAGAAUACAGAAAAUUUUGUCUUCAGCGUUAACAAUCAUUUGACAACACGCCAAGAAAAUGAACGACUUAAAGGUGUAAUGGCACGUAUAGAAUCCUACGACGUUGUGGAUACUAAUAACGAUCAUUUGGACAAACUGAUUAAGCAAUACAGUCAAAUGUUCGAUUUAUGUGGACCAAUGAAAGGCUGCGCCUCCCAGCAUGUACGGCACCUUUUUAUGGAGGGCGAUCACAAAUAUAAAGACAAUCACGGCAAGUCCGAUGUGCAUUGUUUUCUUUUGACCGAUAUGUUGCUCGUCUGCAAAUCUAUGGCCAAAAAAGGCCUCGGCUCACUUAAAGUAAUACGACAACCGUAUCUUACUGAUAGGCUGGUCGUACAACAUGCUAAUAACAUAUUAUCCUGUGUAUAUCUCAACGAAUUUCAAGUGGCGAUCACUGCGUUUACAUUGCAAUGUACAGAAGCGAAAAGCUGGUAUGAGUCGUUAAAAAGAGCAAAAAUGGUAUAUGCCCGGCUUAAACAGUGCUCGACAAGUAAUUGGGAAAGUAACUUACGUUAUACGGGCAGUAUAAUAAGUGCUGCUGGUACCAUUGAUUCGUUGGGGGUAAAAAAAUCGCCUCUAAAUUCAUCGAUAUGCAGUCAUGUAACCAGCGCUAACAACAGUCACAGCGGCUCAGUGGACUGGAAUGACUCACGAAAUAUUUCGGUAGAUUUUGAGAAAACUAAUUCUCUUUCCAGUGAUGAAGGUUGCAGUUAUUUAGGCGCUCACGGAUUUCCAGUGAAAGCCAAACCGGUGACCACAAUAAGCCCGCAAAAAUUAAAAAUGAAUACUGUUUCCAUUGCGAACACCUUGGCUGUGCAACCGUUACAUCAUUUGGGCCAAAGUUUACCCAAUUUAACGUUACAUCAUUCCCAGGCUAAUAACACAUUACUUGUGCCGGGUACUACUAGCAGUCAUUCCGGUAAUGUACUAUUAUCCCCCAGUCAUCGCGGCAUUUCAUAUCCACCGCCCAAUCCCUCAAGGGUUCCUCUGAGGCGUGGAAUGGCCUUUUCAAGUUCGAUAAAAAAUCCUCCUCUCUUAAAGACCCGCAACAUAACCUCACAAAAUAGCAUAAAUUGGCAUCAAAUACCUGCCACACCAACACCAACAAGUCCAACCACUCAUCAACUGCCCCAGCAGCCAGCGAACCAAAAUUCAUUCCCCAAAACUAUCGAAGCAGAAAAUAUUAACACCAUAUCUCCUUCCAUUCUAAGCAAUUCGUUAGCUUAUAAUUUCAAUAAUCCAUCAGACACGACGCAAUCUGAAACUAAUAAUGCGUCACGUAUCAGCAAUUUACCGUCAUUAAAUAGUAACCAAACUUUUACGACACAAUUAUCCAACACAGAAACAGACGUCUGAUGAUAAUAUCCAUCCAGAUGAUAUUGCUUUAUGUAAAUGAAAAUUAUUUUAAAUUAACAAAAUUAGAAAAAAAAAGAAAAAAAAAAUUCUCUGUACUCUAGCAUAAUAGUAUUGUAAUUUUCCAAAAGAAAAAAAAACUUAAAAAAAUUAAAUAUUAUGAUUACAUUUGUUGAAGGAUUUGAUGAUAAUAAAGCAGAUGAAUCCAUAAGGGAUAUAAACGUAUGCAUAUGCGAAGGAGAGCUAGAAAGAUAUGAUAUACUUUUCAAACUAAUUUUUAUAGCAUGCGAUUGAAAAGUUUUACUCUUUGAUUGUAAAUGUUAUACAAAACCGAAUUACAAAAAACAAAACAUUACCUAAGGACUUUCCUUUAAUCAUUAAUUUUUAUAGCUUUUGCAAGA
Molecule: messenger RNA, 5369 nt
Organism: Glossina fuscipes
Lineage: Eukaryota; Metazoa; Arthropoda; Insecta; Diptera; Glossinidae
Exons: 13
Coding region: 157-4971 (1604 amino acids)
Biological process (GO): Rho protein signal transduction; endothelial cell migration
Cellular component (GO): axon; plasma membrane; endocytic vesicle
Molecular function (GO): guanyl-nucleotide exchange factor activity
Source: RefSeq, a predicted model, not a curated record